Hyposmocoma kahamanoa is the source of this 887-nucleotide messenger RNA. RefSeq names its product 1-acyl-sn-glycerol-3-phosphate acyltransferase beta-like. The record is from RefSeq and is a predicted model, not a curated record. Lineage: Eukaryota; Metazoa; Arthropoda; Insecta; Lepidoptera; Cosmopterigidae. Gene Ontology annotation, biological process: phosphatidic acid biosynthetic process. Gene Ontology annotation, cellular component: membrane; endoplasmic reticulum. Gene Ontology annotation, molecular function: 1-acylglycerol-3-phosphate O-acyltransferase activity. Bases 1 to 861 code for a protein of 286 amino acids. The transcript is spliced from 5 exons.
AUGUGGGCGUAUGUGUGGUGGUGUAUAGGGUUGUUCGUUGUCACAAUCGUUCUCCGAAAACUGUUAUCCGUCAAACCAAGUAAAGUCAAAUUCCACUUCAAGUUCAUUUUAGGUUACUUUCUUACGUUUUUGAUUGCAUUAGUAGUUUGGCCACUAAUGUUGUUAAGGCCAAAAGACGUGAAGAACGCAAAGGCAACUGCGCAGAUAGCAAAACAUAUAACCAAGUUAAUUAACGUACGAUGGGAGUUGCGGAAUGGACAAAUUUUGUCCGAAGACAGGGGCGCUAUUAUAGUGUCCAAUCAUCAGUACUCACUGGAUAUCUUGGGUAUGUUUAACAUUUGGCACGUUGUAGAUAAACUAGCGGCAGUUGCUAAAAAGGAAAUAUUUUACAUUGGCCCUAUUGGACUAACUGCUUACUUUGCUGGGACGGUGUUCAUAGACAGAAAAAACGCGAAAAAUGCUUAUAAACAACUGAAAAUCACCACUGAAGUCAUGGUCAGGAAAAAGACGAAGUUGUGGCUGUUUCCCGAGGGAACAAGAAACAGGAAUAAGACAGGGCUGUUACCUUUCAAGAAAGGAGCUUUCACUGUAGCUUUGAGCGCGCAAGUACCCAUCAUUCCAGUCGUAUUCUCGCCGUACUACUUCAUAAAUGAACAGAAAUCCAUUUUUAACGAAGGUCAUAUCAUAAUCAAGUGUCUAAAUCCGAUUCCAACAACGGGAUUAACAAUGGAUGACCUACCGAAACUCAUGAAUCGUGUUCACGAAUUAAUGGAUAUUGAGUUUAAGAAACUUUCAAAAGAGGUCCUUGAUCCUUUACCCCCGGAGUAUCCUCUUGCAAGUUUUUUGAGAAAAAUGCAAUAAAAUAUUUUAUCUACACACAUAAUCAU